CCACUUUAAAAGCAAACUAAGGGGGAUUUUACAUUGUUUUGUUUGAGACUCAUUCGCAGUUUUGCUCUCUUUACUUUGGGCGACUUGUGAUGGUCACGCGAGGAAACCCAAACACGCGCUGAAACAUGUGGACGGAGGUGAGACACAACAACAGCUCUGUUCAUGAAGAACCACAGGAGCAUAAUCUCACACAGAUAGUUUCCCCAGUGUCUUCAUGGAUCCCCUUCAACUCUGAUAGAAAUGGCUCAGCAACUACCAGUCCACCCACUAUUGCUGAGACCGCCAUGAACAGAGAGAGUGGAAUCAUACCAGGUGCGAUUGCUGCAGCAGUGUUCAUAGGCUUUCUGUUAGCCCUCUAUGCUGCUCUUUGGAAAUGUAUGGUUAAGCAACCAGGAAGGAGGAAAAAAAGAGCAAGACCGAAGGCUCGUGAACACAGGUCUCUUACAUGCUGACCUCUGGACGGGAUGUCCACCUGUCUACCAGAGAUUCUAGUUACUGAUGUUAAGUCAGAGCUUCUCCUGCUGUGAGGCACCUCAUGAACCGUGUUUAGGUCUUAACGCAGUUUGAGACAAUAUUUCAUGCUGGAGGGAACUAGAUCAAUAUCUGCUGUGUUUCAUAAGUCACCCUUUGGGCUCUGGGUUGGUCCAUUUGUAUUUCAGAACAUGUUAUUCAGUCAGACCAGAGAGUUGCAUUUAAAAAAAAAAUGUGACAUUGGACCACAAAACCAGUCUUAAGUCAAUGGGGUAUAUUUGUAGCAAUAGCCAAAAAAAAACAUUAUAUUGGUCAAAAUUAUCGAUUUUUCUUUUAUGCCAAAAAUCUUUAGGAUAUUGAGUAAAGAUCAUGUUCUAUGAAGAUAUUUUGUACAUUUCCUAUCGUAAAUAUAUCAAAACUUAAUUUUUGAUUAGUAACAUGCAUUGCUAAUUUGGACAAUUUUAAAGGUGAUUUUCUUAGUAUUUAGAUUUUUUUUCACCCUCAGAUUCCAGAUUUUCAAAUAGUUGUAUCGCGGCCAAAUAUUGUCAGAUCCAAAUAAACCAUAAAUCAAUGGAAAUCUUAUUUAUUCAGCUUUCAGAUGAUGUAUAAAUCUCAAUUUUGAAAAAUUGACAUUUAAGACUGGUUUUGUGGUCCAGGGUCACAAAUGUUUCCAAAAAUUUAAAUAUAUUCAUUAAACUGAAUGAUUAUGUGUAUAUAUAGGGAAUAGCAAGUCCAAAUGUGCUCUAGAAGUAUGUAUGAAUAGUUUACUUGGUCACAACAAAACAAAUGUCCACCAGAUGGCAGAUGGCUCAAAUUUUUUUUACUGAAACCAGAAUCAGCCACUAUAUACAGUCUUUAGUGGUUUAUCUUUAUAGACUUGUGUGUUUGGGACGUUUAUUUUAUUGCUGAUAGCUAUGCUAAUUAAUUCAUGAAAGAUAUAAUACACUUUUAGAGACUAGGCCCUUGUUUUUCUCCAAACAUCCCCUUUGACCAUCGUGAACUCUGCACCAGUGAAUGAGUGCAUGUGUGAGCGAGACUGAUUUCCCUUAUGCAGCAGGAUUGACCAGAGAGCAGCAGACUUCUGGGUUAAAGUCUUCGGGUACGUGCGUGUUUGUGUGUGUGAGUGUGAACAUAAGAAUUGCAUAUUUUUAAUUGCAGGUGCUUUGUUUGCACAAUCAAUGUAGUGUUAUAUAUUUUAUUUGGACUGUGUGUCAUUAAUUUCAGUGCUUGAUUAGGAUUUGAUUUCCUUUUUAUUUUGAAUUAGAAUGUGUUCAAUUCUCAGUAGCAUGGCUGUAUAAAACCUGUUUAUCACUGCACAAAUGCUUAAUAUAGAAUGUUAUGAAGAAUAUGUGCCAAUAAAUGUGAACUUUGAUUUAC
Messenger RNA from Carassius carassius (crucian carp), 1848 nucleotides. RefSeq lists its product as uncharacterized. The record is from RefSeq and is a predicted model, not a curated record. Lineage: Eukaryota; Metazoa; Chordata; Actinopteri; Cypriniformes; Cyprinidae. The coding region runs from base 126 to 452 and encodes 108 amino acids. The transcript is spliced from 5 exons.